Molecule: messenger RNA, 2884 nt
Organism: Bufo gargarizans (Asiatic toad)
Lineage: Eukaryota; Metazoa; Chordata; Amphibia; Anura; Bufonidae
Gene: THEMIS2
Product: thymocyte selection associated family member 2
Exons: 6
Coding region: 38-1987 (649 amino acids)
Biological process (GO): T cell receptor signaling pathway
Source: RefSeq, a predicted model, not a curated record
GCUCACGACACAUAAUUUAGUGUCCUGCGCAUACAUCAUGGACAACCUGGAAAAUGCUCUAUCUCUGAAUGAUUUUAUUGCAUCAAUACCUGUUUCUUCAUUGCCAAGGAUUUUACAGAUUACAUCAGGAGUCUAUUUACAGAGUUCCAUAUAUGAUAUCAGUGGCUCAGAGUGUUGUUUGUCAACUGGGGAUUUGUUGAAAGUUGUCGAUAAAGAGUUACUGUCGGUUUCUGUUGACAAUCUACAAACAGGAAAUAAACAGAAGCUGCAAAAAAACUUCAAAGGUGUGUUUCAGGUCAGUGCGGAUAACAGUGUGUAUGACACUCUUGGUGAGUUACACCAGAAGCUCUCCUGUGAUGAAUACAGCCAUGUAUACUGGUUUACCUCUGAGUCAGAGUUUACUGUGGGAAAGCAUAUCAUCCGGAAGCGACUUCCUAUUCAGCUAUUGUCAGUUGACAGAAACACCAAUUGUGGUGAAUGCUACAUAUUUGAGGGUCCUGAUUCAUAUAACACCAAAAUUCCUUUAUCAACAAAGGGACGAUUUUAUGAGUGUGAAGAUAAUGAGGUGUAUACAGUGGAGCAGAUAAUACAAGACGCAUGUUUAAGUAAACGCAACUUCAAAUGCGCUCAAAUUGGCACCGGAGAAUAUAGGCUUUGUCCUGAGUAUGAAAUCAAGACGGUUAUGCACAUGAGAAAAGGAUUUGUGAAGAUGCCAUCAAGUCUAGAAGUAGAUGUAGUUGAUAUCACUGCCAACUGUGGAAAUAUCACUUUUCUCCAGCCUUUGUCUUUGACGGAUGUUUUUUAUCAACAGAAAUUUCCUAUUGUAGCAGAAAUUCUGGAUGCAGCAGACUUUCAGCAUCUGGUAAAAAAUGAUACCUACUCAGCUCUACAAAAAGGACAGAAAAUUAUAAUUUAUCAAAAGACUGUGUCAAAGAAAGUCCUUGCCACAGGCAUUAAAGGCAAGACCUCUAAAUUCUUUUAUAUCUACGAUUCAUACCAAGGGAAAUUUCGUCAAAGACCAAGAGAGUUUGCUUCCAUUUUCGAGCUUUGGACAAAAGCUGUAGAAGGAACUAAACUUAAAGUUGUAGUGACCCAGGAUUGUGAUAGUGGUGAGGAAAACUUCCCUUCCCUUUGUAUCGGAGAUCAUUUACAGGUUUUAUACAAUACCAAAACUGUCCUAACAACUCCAGGGGGACCACAAGAAACUGAUGUCCUGGUUUGUAAUAAAGGUACAGCAGAAGAUGGUGAUGAUGAUGAUGACGAUAAUGAGAAACCAGAAGAGGUCAUGCUCCCUAUAUAUAUGGAAGGGCGAUUUGUUGAGGAAAUUAAAGAUACUAAAAAAUACAACCUUUCCAAUAUAAUACUGAAACUUAAACUGCCUUGUGAGGUUAAGGUUGUAACAAAAGACACAUGUUUAUCAAAAGAUCCUUUGGCAUCCUUUCCUUCAAUUAGGCUAGAGGAGAUUAUGGAAGAGUCUGCAUUACUUGUCUCUUUGUAUGAUAAAGCUUCAGAGUGCUUUGAGUUGCCAGUUAAAUACUUUAACAUUUCUGUGGUUUUGUUGGAAGAAAAAGUAGCAUCCCCUGCUGGACUGACUAAUUCUACAAAAGUAGAAGAACUUAUGGAGUGCUUCUAUUACAACCUAAGAAAAGACCUGCCAAGCCACCAACUUCCUCCUCCUAGGCCACCAAAAAGAGAAGUAAAAGCUAGGGAAAAAGUUUCAUGCAGCAAGUCGUUGUGGACAAAAAAAACAUUACCUCCAAAACUAAAGAAAUCGGAGACUAUCCAUUCUCAUGGUCUAAGUGGUCAUAAUAGGAUGUCUCAUGAAAGCAAAAAAAUGAGUGAAAUAGACAACGGACAAAAGAACAUGUAUAGCACAACACCCCGAAAAAACACAGUAUCAGUCUCAGGUACUGACUCUGAUGACGAUUAUGAGCAAAUAGAUGACCAAAUUUGUCAUUUAAACUUAUCAUCUAAAGUGAAUUUGUGACAACGAUACUCAACGACGGACUGGCAAUCCCUGGGCCCACCAGAGGAAAUGAAUCUGAGAGCCCUUAUCUAUACAGACCCUGUGCACAUCUACUUUCAAUAACUCAUAAACUUUUUGUUGUUAUUGCCCACACUGUAUGUAUCAUAAAUAAGGUCAAAUUAGUUGGGCUACAUGCACACGUCCGUUUUGAGACCAAUGAUAGUCUAUGGGGUUAUUCACAUGGCAGUUUUUUUGACUGUCAGUGAAAAACGGAUGUAAAAAAAUAGAACAUGCUCUGUCUUGUCCGUUUUUCACUGACAGACUGGCCCCAUACAAUUGAAUUGGUCCAUUUUUAACGUCUGUUUCUCAAAAAGGCAUCAGUGAAAAAAACGUCAGUUAAAAAUGUCAGUUUUUAACGGACUUUUUUUUCACUGUCAUGUGCAUGUAGCCUAAUUUAUUGUUAAAUAUUCACGAAAUAUAUUCGAAUAUUUGGUUUUUCAAUAUUAAAGGGGAUUUUCAGCUAAAAUGAAUGGUGACAGUGGGGUCAGAAUGUCUUAAAAAUAUAAAAGAACCAAUACACACCUCUACCAAUCUCCUAUCGAUUUGCUCCAAUGCAGCCUGGGAUUGCUGCUCUUUACUUCUGGCUUAUGUCUCGACAUGCCGGAAAGCCUAUUAAUGUGAUCCACCUCUGCCCGUAGAUAGGACUCAGAAGUAGAAAGUAACGGGUACCCAGGCAGCAUUGGAAAGGCAGCAGUGAGAGAUCUUUGGAGGUAUUGGUUCUUUCAUGUUUUAAGACAUUCUAGUGUAGCUGCAACCAACUUUUUCAGCUGAAAAAUUCCUUUAAAUAAUGCAUACUUUUUUGCAUUGACCUGACAUUAAAGGGUUUCUGUCACCCCAAUUUUUGCUAUUAAACAGGCU